AUGAAAAGAGAGAGAGAGCGAAGCUUGAAAAUGACAGAGUCGAAACCAGCGAUGCAAUCGUAGAAACAACACCGGCGUCGUCAAAAAGACAGAUGAAGAAGAUUUCAGAUGACCGGAGCAAAAUCUCAGAUCUUCUGCCGAUUGAUCUCAAAAUGGAGAUACUCAAACGGUUACCGGUAAAAACCCUAGGGAGGUUCCUUUGCCUAUCGAAAGAAUAUGCAUCUAUCAUCCGCCGCAGAGAUUUCAUGAAAUUGUACUUGACAGAGUCCACGAAUAGUCCGCAAAGACUCAUCUUCACUUUCGAGAACAAGACUCACUGGAAGCACUUCUUCUUCUCAGCGAGUCCAUGGGAGCAAGAGGAGGAGGAUGAAAUGUCACCCCAAAAUGAAGAUGAAUCAUCAUCAUCAGCCUGUGUAGCAACUUACCAUAUGAAAUGUCAUUCUCAACCAUACACAACUAUUGCUCCUUCUGUUCACGGUUUGAUUUGCUAUGGACAUCCGUCUAAACUCAUGGUGUACAACCCUAGCACUAGACGAUCCAUUACUCUUCCCAAGAUUGAUUCUCAAAGGAUUAAUAUGUACCACUUCCUAGGUUAUGAUCCCAUCCAUGGUGAUUACAAAGUUUUGUGUAUGACAGUUGGAAUGCAUGUUUAUAAAGGACGUGGUAUGGCUCAAGAGCUUCGUGUUUUGACUUUGGGAAAUGGGAAUUCUUGGAGGUUGAUUGAAGAUUUUCCUCCUCAUUUUCUUGAUUAUCAUUAUUCUCCUGAUAUAUGUAUCAAUGGUGUUUUGUAUUAUGGAGCUCUGCUCGACAUAAAGCGACCAGCAGUCAUGAGUUUUGAUGUUAAAUCUGAAAAAUUUCAUCAUAUUAAAGGACCAGACUGUGACUUGCGUCCAAAGCUGAAAAGCUUCAACGGAAAGCUUGUAGCCCUGUUCUCUACUAAUGGUGGAUUUGAGUUGUGGGCUCUAGAGGAUGCUGCGAAACAUGAAUGGGCAAAGAAGUUAUUUGUUUCGGAUAUAGAUUGCUGGAGAAAUGGUUGUAUGUUUCAAGUCUUUUGUCUCACUGAUGAAUGUGAGUUUAUUUUCGCACCAAAAGAACUCGGUAAACCACCAUUUUCCCUUCUCUAUUAUGAUCCGCAGGAAAAUAUUGAGGGAACAGUCCACAUACAAGGCAUCACAGAACUGAAGCUUCCACUUUGGGAUAACGAUUCAGAUCGUCGUUUAAUCUCUAUCUUUUCUGGUCAAGUUGAGAACCUCAUGUGUCUCUAACGAGUGUUCGCUCAUUAGUCUAGAGGACAAUGACCUUAUGGGUUUCAUGAUCAUCUCCACUUUAAAUGUUUUGUUCUCUGGUUGUAGUCGAGUUUUAUCUAGUUUACUUUCAUGAUCUUUUUGUCUUUAUUGGUGACAGUUUCUCUGUUUUGAACUUAUGCGUUACCCUCUUCAUCUUUUAUAAUUAUAGAGGUCUACUACCUUAUGUUACAUCUGGAUUGAUAUAUAUAUGUUUAUAUUUGGUUACAUGUGGAUUCUCGAACCCUCAGAUUUCCAAAUUGUGGACAAAGUACAAUAUGACAUUAAUUUUUGAGAGCUUGAU
Messenger RNA from Arabidopsis lyrata subsp. lyrata, 1587 nucleotides. Its product is annotated as F-box protein At2g21930. NCBI's taxonomy places the organism in Eukaryota, Viridiplantae, Streptophyta, Magnoliopsida, Brassicales, Brassicaceae. The transcript has a single exon. The record is from RefSeq and is a predicted model, not a curated record. Gene Ontology annotation, molecular function: protein binding. Bases 93 to 1265 code for a protein of 390 amino acids.